GCGGUGGUGGCACUCGAGUGGAGGAGAGGGCUUGGGUGUUGUGCGCGCGCGCGUGUUGGUGGCUGCUCGCCCGUUACAAUCGGUGGGGGUGGGGAGUUGGGCCGGGCAAGCGGCACUCGGUUUAAGGCUGACGUCAGCACAAAGCGAGAGGGAACGCUCCGAAGGAUCGCCCGGCCCCCUCGCUCAGUCGUGAUCGUGUUGCUGCUGCUGCUGCUGAAGGCACCACCGCCCAACACCAUCAACACCUCCGCAACGCGCCGGCUUCUGAUGUUCUCCAGCAAACCCAGCCGCGCUUCUCGCUACGAAGAAGCAGAAUUCGCCUUCGCCGGAUACAAUCGAUAGGCGGUGUUUUUUUUUGUGUGUGUGUGCGCGUGUUAACACGAUUCAUUCACUUUUCUUUUGUUAGUUUGUCACCGUUGUUAAGUUUUUUUAUUUUAAUUUUUUUUAUUCAACUUUAGGAAGGGGUCCACAUUUGUUACGGGUUUUUUCCGGGGGGGGGGGGGGGGGACGUUGCUCGGCGUUGAUCCGAGUUCUUGCUACUCGCGCGGUCUUUAACGUCUCAUCAUGCGGACUGGUCGUCUGCAACUGCACGCGGGGAGCUGCUCGUCCACGGCGACUCCCCCAGCCCACAGGGUGCCGGGCUCUCCGACACGCGGUGGGCUCCGGUGCCAGGGACCUGGUAGCCUCUUGUUGCUUCUGCUGCUGGUGGUGGUGGUGUUACUCGCCCUGCUGGGACCCACCGCUGCCUUCAACCUGGACGAGUCGCGUCCCAAAGUAUUCACGGGACCUCAGGGCAGCUAUUUUGGAUACUCGUUGGAUUUCUACAGCCCAGAGAGAUACAGCAAUGGCAUUGUGGUGGGAGCCCCCAAAGCGCACACAGAUGCGCAUCCCAACGUGACGCAGCCUGGGGCCGUCUUCAUGUGCCUCUUGCGUGAGGAGAACUGCACGCGCAUUCCCCUGGGACCGCCCGAUGAGCUGUACACGCAGAUUCGCUUGGGAAGCCCUCCGGAGCGAAUGGAGUACAAGUCGCACCAGUGGUUUGGAGCCACUGUCAGGACACAUGGUGAAACUCUGCUGGCUUGUGCGCCCCUGUAUAGCUGGCGCACAUUCAAGAGCGAGGAGGCCGAGCAGGAGCCUGUGGGGACCUGCUUCCUCUCGAGGGGAAACUUCUCCAGCCAAGCCGAGUACUCUCCCUGCCGCACAGGCAAAAGUGACCAAAAUGGACAAGGAGUGUGCCAAGCCGGUUUUAGCGCCGACUUUACCAAGGCUGGAUGGGUAGUGCUUGGAGGCCCAGGGAGCUUCUUUGCUCAAGGCCAGGUCAUGGCUGCCUCCUCCAAGGUUGUGUUUCGCCAGAAAUCCAGGUUCCUGCUGUCCCGAGUGGAGGGCCAGAAGGAGACAGCUGAGACUCCGGCCAACAAUGAUGACGCGUACAUGGGUUAUUCUGUGGCUGUUGGAGAAUUCACAGGAGACUCUGUGCAAGAGUUUGUCACCGGUGUGCCGAAAGGAUCCAGUACGUUUGGAUACGUGCUCAUCCUCAACACAACAGACAUGAGCACUCUCAUGAACGUCACAGGAGAACAGCUGGCUUCCUACUUUGGCUACACGGUGGCAGUCACGGAUGUGAAUAAUGACGGGCUGGACGACCUGCUCGUGGGCGCCCCUCUCUACAUGGAGCGCGGCUCCCAGGGUCGCCUGGAGGAGCUGGGCCGCGUUUAUCUUUACCUGCAGCAGGCGCCGCUCAGCCUGGGUGCCGCACAGACGCUGUCCGGCCGAGACGUUUAUGGCCGCUACGGCAGCGCCAUCACGCCGGUUGGAGACCUCGACCAGGAUGGAUAUAAUGACGUUGCAGUGGGAAUGCCGUUUGGAGGGGAGGAUGGCACCGGUGUGGUGUUUGUUUAUAACGGGCGAGACACGGGCCUGAUGGCUAUACCAUCCCAGACGCUGCGUGGACGCUGGGCAUCACAGGGCCUCCCGGCCAGCUUCGGAUUCGCACUCCGUGGGGGAACUGACCUCGACUCAAACGGCUACCCAGAUUUGAUUGUUGGAGCCUUCGGAGUGGACAAGGCCAUUGUGUAUAGGGCGCGCCCAGUUGUGACGGUCAGCGCGGAGCUCACGGUCUCCCCCAUGGUGCUGCACCCCGAGAACAGGAGCUGCAUGGUGACUGGUUACGCUACCCUGCAGUCCUGCUUUUCAGUGGAAUUUUGCCUGAAGGUUUCUGGAAAGAGAAUACCUGUUACUGUAGGCAUGGAGGUGGAGGUGCUGCUGGACAAGUUGAAGGAGAAAGGCGCCAUCCGUCGAGUGCUCUUCCGGGACUCCAAGUCGCCGCGCUUCAGGACGCGUCUGCAGAUGGGCCGGGGACUUCAGGAGCAGUGCUCAACCCUCACAGCGUAUCUCAGGGAUGAAAGUGAAUUCCGGGACAAGCUGUCUCCCAUCGUGGUGUCUCUGAACUACAGCCUGGAUGGAGAGUACAACUCGAAUCACAGCACUGUGGUGCCAAUUCUUAACCACUACCAGGCAGACCACAUCCAGAAGCAGGCAUACAUUUUGCUGGACUGUGGAGAGGACAACAUCUGCAUGCCAGACCUUCAGCUCGCUGGAUAUCUGGAGCGCACGGAGCUCUUCAUGGGUGACACGAGCCCGCUGACGCUCACGCUCAACUGCUCCAACCACGGCGAGGGCGCCUACGAGGCGGAGCUGCAAGUCGCCGUGCCCCCCGAGGGGGACUACAUCGGCAGCACGCGCAGCAGCGAGGGGCUGGGAACGAGCGAUGGGAAUGUCUUCGCCCCAAUCUGCACCCUGAAGGAGGAGAACAACACUAGAUUGGUUGUUUGUGACCUGGGGAACCCCAUGAAAGCUGGCACGAAUCUUCUGAUUGGGCUCCGGUUUGAUUUCAAAAACAUGGCUUAUGACAGCUCAUCCAUCACCUUCAAUGCCAACAUGAAAAGCACCAACAAAGACAACCCGGAGAGCCAGCCCCUCGCUCUGCGCGCCGAGCUGGCUGUUUUGGCGCAGGUUGACAUUCGGGGUGUGUCCAUACCAGAUGCAACAGCCAUCUAUGCUGCUGAGUGGAAAUUGGCCGCACCCAUGUCUUAUCAGGAGGAGAUCGGACCUUCACUCCAGCAAGUAUUUGAGGUCCACAACAAUGGGCCGAGCUGGGUGAAGGCAGGCUGGUUGGACGUGAAGGUGCCCCACCAGCAUGAUGACGACUUCCUACUCUACCCGCUGCAGGUCACCACCGAAGGGCCCCUCAACUGCACGUUCAGUAUGCCCUUGAACCCGUUGAAUCUACAGCCACGUUUGACUUCAAUGGAGCCGACCGACAAUUCCAGCGCAGUGGCACCAUCGCCAAACCCUCGCCACCUCAUCGUGCGCAGGGAGGCCGGGGAGCGCCCACCUUCGCCACGCGUGCUGGGUUGCAGCAGCAGCAGCAGCAGCAGCCAGUGCCUGCAUGUCACCUGCCAGCUGGGUAUGCUGCCGCGACGUACGAGCGCGGUGCUUAUUCUUCGCUCCCGGCUCUGGGCCCCCAGCUUCCUUAAGGGAGGACAAAAUCAAGUCGUCCUACAAACCAGUGCUGCUUUCCGGGUCACUGAGAUGCCCUACAAACUACUUCCUGAUGAAUUCCCAUCAGGAAGCAGAGUGGUGAACACGACGGUGGUUCUUGUGAAAGCGGGGUUCCAGCGCCCCGUGCCCUACUGGGUGAUUUUCUUGGCUGUGCUGGCCGGUCUGCUGCUCUUGGCCCUGCUUGUCUAUGCCCUGUGGAAGAUGGGAUUUUUCAAGCGGGAGCGCUACAUGCAUGAUGAGAUUCCCGCUGAAAAAGCGUUUCUCAAGCCGCGGCAGAAUGGAGUGGAAGCCUGACCGAAGCAGACCGGGACUAACCUGCACCAGACCUGAUGAGACCGGAUUGAAUUAGAUUCUGAAAGAAGCUAGCCUCGCGUCUGACCACGUUGAACAGCAACGCUGAGCCAAAUGUCAGAUGCCUGGAAUGGCCAGAAACAGACUGCAUGGGAUCAAGCAGCAUGAAACACCAUGGACAAGAUAUGAUGCUCAAAUUAGAAGCGGUCACAACAGAGAAAAUAACAUUAAAUAUCCAAAGACAAUAUUAAACUAUAUUUGAUUAACAUUGGCAGGGGGACCUGGUCCCUAGAGAACAGGCGUUAGGCCACAAGACGGUCUGGUUAAUACACUGUCUACUGAAUGGGAAGAGUUGAUCAAGCCAUGCAGAGUAGUGCAGACCCACGGUGUGAUGGGCUGUGUGAAAUGACAGGAACAGGUUGAACCGGAUUUGCUGUUCUAACUCGGGUCUCGCCAGCAUUUUUUUGGAUCAUGCUUGGAUGGUGGUUCCUUAAAAACCUCUGCUUCUUGCACUGAAUGUUAAGAACUGUUUUUCUUCAGUGUUGCGUGUUGUUAAGGACUUUAAUUUCUGCACCUUCCAUCUGAGGGAAAGCACUGGGCUAUUUGCUCAGUAUCAAUGCCUAACCCCCCGAUGCAAGCCUUGACAUGCACACUUUCAACCUGCCUGAUGCAUAAACGAUGACAAAAAUAUGAAUUCUGGGUUUCUUCCCUCAUCACGAGUCGUGUAAUUAAUGCAGCUGCAUAUGCUAUCAAAACGUCGACUCUGCAACUCUGAGUCUUAUUUUAAGAGGCAUUCGGCUGACUAUGGGUUGGUUUAACUAUGCAUUUCUCUACACCUGGAGUUUGGAGCACCAAUGAUUAAACCGUUUAUGUUGAUUGCUUCACAGAAUAAUAAAUGCCGCGCUUCCACAGGAGUGGCUUCGACACUUUUGCCAAUGUGCCUUCACGUCCGACAUAAGCCACUUAUGCUUCUAUAGGCAUUCUAUUUUAAUCACUGCUACCCUUUCCACAGUCAGCUGCAAAUUCCUAGAAGCCAAAGAAGUGUGCGAGGUGCAGUGUCUGUUGGAAUUGCAUAUGUAGCUAUUUCUGUUUUGUUUUUGGUGCUGAAUUAUGAGUGUCUGGCAUCACAUUUACGAUUGAUCUUCAUUGUUUGAGGACAAAACACAUGUAUAUUUAUCUUAAUUAUAAUAGUAACAACAUGCAUUGUUCACAAAAUUAUUUAUGUUUUUUUAAUAAGCCGUAGGGUAAUUUAAAGAAUUGAGAAAAACAUAGGCUGCAAAAAUUAUGCUCUAGAUGGCUGCAUGACAAAUUUGCAAAGUACUGCCCUUGUUUGAGCUUAAUAUGACAAUGUGCUUCUUCCACGUGGUUUGCCUUUGGUUGGAAAGCCCCGUAAACUGGUGUUUUAUCGGGAAUAACAGAUACUACCCGUCUAUAUUCUUAGUUCUUUCGGUAAAGUCACGUUGAAGGGAAACAACAAAAUAAUAAAAUAUAUAUAAAACAAAAAAUUUCUCACGACGUUUCGACCAUAACACAA
Molecule: messenger RNA, 5386 nt
Organism: Petromyzon marinus (sea lamprey)
Lineage: Eukaryota; Metazoa; Chordata; Hyperoartia; Petromyzontiformes; Petromyzontidae
Product: integrin alpha-8-like
Biological process (GO): cell-matrix adhesion; cell adhesion mediated by integrin; cell-cell adhesion
Cellular component (GO): integrin complex; external side of plasma membrane
Molecular function (GO): integrin binding
Source: RefSeq, a predicted model, not a curated record